Strongylus vulgaris is the source of this 339-nucleotide messenger RNA. NCBI's taxonomy places the organism in Eukaryota, Metazoa, Nematoda, Chromadorea, Rhabditida, Strongylidae. The record is from the annotation of a GenBank genome assembly.
AUGGAAGAAGGAUACAGACAACGGAACGAUCCGGACGACGACGACGGCUACCCCCUGCUGGCUCCUUUGUCCGUUGGCGGUUGCGACGACCCGGCCGUCGCCCAUCGCCUCCCUCAACCGUCUACUCCCCCCCGCUUCGCUUCGCCCCGUAUCGCGACGCAUCAUCUAAUCGUCGUUUUGUGUGUGUGUGAGUGCGUGUCUGUGCAAACGCCUAAAUGCCGUCGUCGUCCAGUUUUAGCGCACCCCGCACACCUCUCAGCUACGGCGAACCGAUCUCGUCUGCAUAUUCUGACAACUCGUCCAGGUAACCUCACCAAGGAAUAUUCUAAACAUCUAUAG